UGCACUGAUGAUUGAAAGCAACUGCACAGCGACCACAGCAAGUGCAACCGUUUAAUCCUUCAAAGCCUGCAAGGUGCCAUUUGAAUGCGAUGUUUGCCAUCAGAAGCACUUCUCAACUCCAGCUGCUUUGGGUUCGCACAAGAGGUCUUCUGGCUGCGCUGAUCAAUGGUUAGGUCAACCUGCUGAUGUGGACAAGAAAAAACUGAAGGGAGCUGCCGCUGCGGCUGGGGAAGCUGCAGCCAAUGCCAUCAGGGAUGCUGCAAGAACGGGGGACGCACAGGCACCGGCAGAAGAAGAGCAGCAACGAGUUGAGCUGCCGGCAGACAGGGUUGAGAAGGAAGCCCAGGAAGGGUUUCCUGCCAGGCCAUCUCAUCAAGGCGAUGAAGCGAGUGGUGCAAGAGAGCAAUCAUUUGCUGCUGGGCGACAUCAAGAAGUUCGAGGAGAAGGUGCUUUUCAGCCAGGAUGAUGGCUGGACGACCAUUGACUUGUCCAAAGAAGGAGACCCAUAUCCCAUCUUGCUCCGAAUGCGCAACCCAAUUGAAAUUCUGAAGGAGCUUCUUGCUUUUCCGGCAAACUCCGAAGGCUUUGCGUGUGGGCCACGCAGAACAGAAGAUGCACAGGGAAGGAGGACCGUGAGCGAUCCAGAGACUGCGACGUGGUGGGAAGAAGCGCAGCCCACAUCGAUGCAAAGUUUUGAGCCCAACUCCCCUGAGUUCACUCUGCGGGGGCUGCAAGUGUUUCAACAAUGCCUGGGAAGGUUCUUGCAGCCACUCAAGGACGCUAGCUUCGACGGGUUCGUGGCCGAGGAUCCUGACGGAGGUGACAAGUUCUUCUACCCGUUGCUAUAUGCCUACAUCUGUGAUCAUCCCGAGGGAUGCAAGGUGACGUGUACAAAGGACGGCAAUCAAACAAAUGCGCCAUGCAGCAUUUGCAUGUGCCCUGCCAACGAGUUGCACGAGGUGGGUCAGCGCUACUAUUACCGCACACCGGAGGGGAUGCGGUGGGGCGUGAACCAGAUUGUCAACGCUAAAAAGUCCAAAGACAAGGAGCAAUGGGAAAAGGGUCUGUCCCUCCACCCUGUUGAGUGUGCGCUCUGGGGAUUCAACGGGGGGGACACAGAGUGGGGCAAUCCGUACCGAGCCGUUCUGGUUGACAUGAUGCACCAGACCGAUCUGGUGUAA
This is a messenger RNA of Klebsormidium nitens, 1181 nucleotides long. Lineage: Eukaryota; Viridiplantae; Streptophyta; Klebsormidiophyceae; Klebsormidiales; Klebsormidiaceae. The record is from the annotation of a GenBank genome assembly.